Molecule: messenger RNA, 6493 nt
Organism: Striga asiatica
Lineage: Eukaryota; Viridiplantae; Streptophyta; Magnoliopsida; Lamiales; Orobanchaceae
Source: the annotation of a GenBank genome assembly
GAAGCACUUCUCCUAAUUAACUAAGAAAUCAGGCAAAGAUCCUCCGUGCAAAAACAAAAUUUCAUGACUUCAAAUGAAAAUUCAUCCCCACUAUAUAUAAUAUAAACCUUUUCACCAUCAAAUUCAACUUAAAAAACAAAAGAAAAAAACGCCAUAUAAUAUUGAUUGAUCCCAUGGAAAAUCACUUACCAAGUUCCCGCUACAAAUCACUAGCCAUCAUUUUGGGUCUAAUCUUGCUCCGUGCGCACGUUAGCAACUCAUCGGGCGUGGUGGACCGAGGACGAGGCAAAUGGCGGGUCCUCCUCCACAACACCGGCGUGGUGGCAAUGCACAUGGCCCUCACUCACCACAACACAGUCAUCAUGUUGGACCAAACGGGCUCCGGCCCGUCUGGCUAUCAACUAAGAGGCCGGUCCAACGGGCCCCUUUGCCAGGUCACUCAGACGGCCGACCCGUCUUGCUACGCUCACUCGGUCGAGUACAAUGUGGCGCAGAACAAAAUCCGGCCACUCGACAUCCGGACCGACUCUUGGGGCUCGUCCGGGUCCAUGAUGAGCAAUGGGACCCUCAUCCAAAUGGGCGGCUUCGGAUUCGGUGCGCGAAAGAUUCGAUAUUUCGAGCCGUGCGGAGAUGGAAAAUGCGAUUGGAGGGAAACGAGAAGGUUGUUAUUGGCGGACGAGAGAUGGUACUCGUCGAGCUUAAAACUCCCGGAAAAAAACGAUCGGGUGAUCGUCGUAGGCGGGAGGAACGCCUUUUCGUACGAAUUCGUGCCUAAAGUUGAGGAGAAAUCUUUCGACCUACCUUUCUUGCAAAAAACUUGCGAAAAAAACAAGGGAGGUAAUAAUUUGUACCCGUUUAUCCACCUCUCGUCCGACGGGCAUUUGUUUGUUUUCGCGAACCGGGACUCUAUACUUUUUAACUAUAAGAGAAACAGAGUUGUUAAGCAUUUUCCUAGGAUUCCGGGGAAGGGUUCGAGGAGCCACCCGAGCGGUGGCUCGUCGGUGAUUCUCCCGUUGGGCCACGAGGAUGGGUUUCGGAAAGUGGAGGUUAUGAUCUGUGGAGGGGCUGCUGACGGGGCAUUCGAGGCGGCUAGACAGGGUCGGUUCUUGAAGGGAUCGAGCUCGUGUGGGAGGAUGGUCAUCACAGGACAUCAUCACAACUGGAAAAUGGACAACAUGCCAGGGCCGCGCCUAAUGAACGAUAUGAUCAUUUUACCGACCGGACAUUUACUCAUUAUAAACGGCGCCAAGAAUGGCUUGGCCGGGUUGAAUUCUGCUUCGGACCCUUCUACUCAGCCAUAUCUCUACAAGCCAAAAAAAUCGCGUGGGAAAAGAUUUUCUGUACUCAAAGGAACUAAAAUCGCGCGAAUGUACCAUUCAUCGGCUGUGUUAUUGCCCGAUGGAAGGGUUCUUGUGGCGGGCAGCAACCCAAACGACAGGUACAUUUACAGAAAUGUCCCUCACCCGACCGAGCUACGAUUACAAGCCUUUACGCCGACUCACAUGGAGAAAAAAUUCGACAACAAAAGGCCACACAACGUGUCUGUGUACUACACGAAUGGGACCACUAACCAAAGUGCGGCUAAUGGGGAAGAAUUCGAAGUCGAGUUUCGGGUGAGGAGAAGUGAGGAGAAAAUGAGAGUGAAGGAUUUGGUUUUCACAGCUUAUGCACCUCCAUUCAACACUCAUUCACUUUCCAUGAAUCAGAGGAUGCUGAGAUUGAAGUGCAACAGCCUUGAGAGGAAUAGUAAGAAUGGUGGGUGGAGGGCAGUUUUGGAAGUUCCAAAGUCUCUAAAUGUGGCUCCUGCUGGUUAUUACAUGCUGAGUGUUGUGAGAAAUGGGAUACCUAGUGAAGCCCAAUGGACUCACAUGGCAGAUCGCCCUUCUUACAAGAAGUUAUCUGCCGCCAUUAAAGCUCAACAGGUUGAAUUGAAAGGUGAGUCAGCUACAUUUUCGGAGACUAGAAUAUCCGAUAGAGAUGCUCUCACAAUAAAAGAAUGGGAAGUUGCAAUGUUACAAGAGGAGAUUGCAGUGAGUCAAGGUAUUAAGAUCAGGAGGCGGCCGCCAGCUGGACCACCUCUUGGCUAUGUGGGCCCUUUAGAACUUUGUCUGAAGAAUCAGGGCAGUAGCCCCCACAAUAUUCUUGAAGAAAUUGUAUGGUACAAGGAUUUGGAAGUCACUCAGAUGAAAGAGGGAAAACCGCUUUCGGUGCUGAAAACGAUGCUUGAUAGUGCUCCACCUGUUAGAGAUUUUGUUGGAGCUCUUAAGAGUGCAAAUUCACGAACUGGUUUUCCUGGAUUGAUUGCUGAGGUGAAAAAGGCCUCCCCAAGUAGAGGGGUUCUGAGAGAAGAUUUUGAUCCUGUUCAGAUUGCUAUAGCUUAUGAAAAAGGUGGAGCAGCUUGCCUCAGUGUUUUGACUGACAAGAAGUAUUUUCAGGGGGGCUUUGAAAAUUUGGAGUCAAUAAGGAGUUCUGGAGUAGAGUGUCCUCUCUUGUGUAAAGAAUUUGUAAUAGAUGCUUGGCAAAUCUACUAUGCUCGAGUGAAAGGUGCAGAUGCGGUUCUCUUAAUUGCUGCUGUAUUAGCCGAUCUUGAGAUCGAGUACAUGAAUAAGAUAUGCAAAUCGCUAGGGUUAGCAGCACUGGUUGAGGUGCAUGAUGAGAGAGAGAUGGAUCGUGUUUUAGAAAUUGAGGGGAUUGAACUUGUUGGCAUCAAUAACCGUGACCUUGCUAAGACAGUUCAAGUUCAAUCCUUGUGUAUAGGGACAUUUAAGGUAGAUAUUAGCAACACCAAAAAGCUUCUUGAAGGUGAGCGUGGAGAAAGGAUACGUCAGAAGGGCGUUAUCGUUGUCGGAGAGUCUGGACUUUUUACUCCAGCUGAUAUUGCAUAUGUACAAGAAGCUGGUGUUAAAGCGUUGCACGUGUUGCAUUUAUUCAUUUCCUUACUCAUUCUCAACAGAUUACAGCAAAAGAUGACAAUCAUAGCAGUUCCAGUUAUCAAGAAUGGCUGCCUCACGAUACGCGGCAAGGUUAUUUUAACCGAAGUCCCCGAAAAUCUCGUCAUAACUCCAUCAUCCAAAGGAUCCGCUUUUAUUGGAGCAAAAUCGAAAACAUUAAGUUCUCAUCAUGUUUUCACUCUUGGAGUUCUUGAAAAUUGCAAGUUCAUGUGCCUUUUCAUCGCGAAAAUAUGGUGGAUGAUACCGCGUGUUGGAAAAUCGGCGAGUGAGAUUCCUAUGGAAACUCAGAUGCUUUUGCUUGAAUCUAGACAAGAAUCAUCCAUGCUCGAUAUCGAAGAUGAAGAAAACACGGCCGAUAACAAUACGAGCCAAAAUAAGUUUUAUGUUCUCGUGUUGCCUGUUCUUGAUGGAGCCUUUAGGACAACUCUGCAAGGGACAUCCUCGAAUGAGCUUCAGUUCUGCUACGAAAGUGGUCGGAUACUUGCUAAACAUAAGGGUACAUUUAACCACCUGGAGAGCAAAAAGUCACCAGCUCAUUUAGAUUGGUUCGGUUGGUGCACUUGGGAUGCUUUCUACACUGAAGUCAGUCCAAAUGGAAUCAAAGAAGGUCUUCAAAGUUUCAAGGAAGGAGGGAUUUCUCCCAAGUUCCUGAUCAUAGACGACGGGUGGCAAGAAACAGUAAACGAAUAUAAAAAAGAAGGCGAGCCGUUUAUUGAAGAAACACAGUUUGCCACCAGAUUAACAGAUAUCAAAGAAAACAGUAAGUUCAAGGGAUCAAAUACUGAUGGCACAAGAACAAAUCUGAAAGAGUUAAUCCACUACAUCAAACAAAACUAUGGACUAAAGUAUGUGUACAUGUGGCAUGCUUUAGCCGGAUACUGGGGAGGUGUACUUUCCUCAUCCGAGUCACUCAAAAAGUACAAUCCUAAGCUCGAAUAUCCACUUCUAUCUCCGGGAAAUAUCGGGAAUAUACGAGACGUGGCCUUAGACAGCUUGGAAAAAUAUGGAGUUGGAGUUAUAGAUCCUCAUAAGACUUAUGACUUUUACAAUGACAUGCAUAGCUAUCUUGCUAGUAGUGGAGUUGAUGGAGUAAAAGUCGAUGUUCAAAAUCUGUUGGAAACCUUAGGAUCCGGAUAUGGUGGGAGAGUUUCGAUUACUGAACAGUAUCACAAGGCACUUGACGAGUCUAUCGAGAAAAAUUUUGGCGAAAAUAACUUGAUUUGCUGCAUGUGCCACAAUUCGGACUCCAUCUAUAGUUCUAAGAAGAGUGCAACUGCAAGAGCAUCUGAGGAUUUUAUGCCGAACGAGCCGAAUUUUCAGACAUUGCAUAUAGCAUCUGUGUCUUUCAAUAGUCUUCUCUUGGGCGAAGUUGUCGUGCCAGACUGGGAUAUGUUCCAUAGCAACCAUAACACAGCUGAGUUCCACGGCACAGCAAGAGCAUUAGGCGGUUGUCCGGUUUAUGUCAGUGACAAGCCAGGAAAACAUGACUUCAACAUCUUAAAGAAACUUGUUCUUCCUGAUGGUUCCAUUUUGAGGGCUAAAUACGCGGGCCGGCCCACUCGAGACUGCCUCUUUGUCGAUCCUGUCAUGGAUGGCAAAAGCUUACUCAAAAUAUGGAACUUGAAUAAAGAAACCGGAGUAGUUGGAGUUUUCAACUGCCAAGGGGCCGGAAGUUGGCCUAUGAAAAAUUCUGUCGAGAAUCUCACGCCUUCAGCUAAACGACUCUCGGCCUGUGUUAGCCCACUCGACGUUGAAUUUCUCAAUGAAAUUGCAGGGGAUAACUCUACCGAAGAUUCUGCAAUAUAUGCAUUUAACUCAGGUUCACUUUAUAGAUUGCCAAAUAACAGAACUGUUGAAGUGUCUCUAGAUGUAUUACAAUGCGAAAUAUUUACUGUCUCCCCAAUAAAAGUGUUCAAGGAAAGAAUCGAUUUUGCGCCAAUUGGCUUAGUCAACAUGUACAACUCAGGUGGAGCAGUGGAAGAGUGUGCAUUUAAGGACACAAUAAAAAUCAAAGCACGAGGGGCCGGAUUAUUUGGUGCAUAUUCGAGUAUCAAACCACAUUCGUGCAAGGUGAACAAGAAAGACGAGGACUUCACCUAUAGUUCGGAAAAUGGACUAUUGAAUAUUAAUCUUCAAAAAGAAGGAUCUUCUGUUUAUCUUUGUCUAAGGUUGAUAACCAUAAAGAGAAAGUGGCCUAAUGUUCAGAUUCAUGAGGCUGCAGAUUAUCCCUUUCAUUUUCAUACAUUUUUUCUUGGCUUGAGCCAGCUUUGUUACUUCUCCUCCCUCGACUUAUCAACUCAAAUCAAAGCCCUACCAGCCGAGAAACCCUUUUGCCUUCUCAUCUUUCUUCUUCGUAAACGGUCUAAGCUGCGAAAAAGAUCGUCUUUUGCAGCCAAAACAUCGAAGCCCGUUUCAAUGGAAUCCAACGGCUGUUUAAAUUCAGGCGCAUCAUCAGUUUCUACUUCAUCCAAGAUUCCAUGCACGGACCUUUACACACCCGUAAAAUUCCGGCUAUCUGGGCAAGGCGUAGUUUUUAUCAAAAAGCAAAAACCCCUUUACAGGUUUCCUGUUGUAGCUUCUCAACAAGGAAAAACCAUCCCGGCGGUUCACGAGGAGAAAGAAGCACCGGCGGAGAAAGAAGAGCCAGCGGUUGUUCUUGAGGAGAAGGAAAAGCCGGAAGUUGUUCUUGAGAAGAAAGAAGAAAAGAAAGGGCAAGAGUCUCCGGGGAAUUCAAACCGUGUCGCUACUGAGAAUGGAGAUGGCCAUGUGAAGCCGCCUGAGGGAGCUAAGGUUUACAUUGGGAAUUUGCCGUACGAUGUCAAUGGCGAGAAAUUGGGACGGCUUUUUGAGCGGGCUGGUGCGGUGAGAUUUGCUGAGGUUAAAUACAAUAAGGAAACUGAUGAGAGUCGAGGGUUUGGGUUUGUAACAAUGGGCACAGAGGAAGAGGCUGAUAGGGCUGUGGAGAUGUUCCUUGGUUAUGAUAUGAAUGGCAGACUCUUAGCCGUUAACAAAGCUGCUCCAAGAGGAUCGCGAAUCGAACGGCCUGCUCGAGUGCUUGAAACGUCCUACAGAUUGUAUGUUGGCAACCUCCCGUGGAGUGUGGAUGACACGCGUCUCGAGCAGAUUUUUAGCAAGCAUGGCAAAGUUUUGAGUACUCGAGUGGUGACAGAUCCUGAGACUGGUGAUUCAAGAGGAUUUGGCUUUGUGGUCAUGUCGAGUGAGGUUGAGAUGAAGCAGGCCAUCAAAAAAGUUGAUGGGCGGAGUUUUAAUGGGAGGGAAAUGAGAGUAAAUGCUGCUGAAGGCAAACGAAGACAAAAUGGCAGUUCUUGAUGACUUGAUAGCCAACCGAGCAGUGGUGUUAAAUCAGAAGUCUGAUGAUGAUGUUAAUUUCUACUGUGUCAUCAGAGAAAAUUGGAUUAUGCUCAUUAAUAGUAAACCAUUUUCCCUUUCGAUUCAUUUUGUAUCAUUAGGCAUUGAUGAGUCUUUCAAAACUCCAUCACUUUCUCUUUGACGAUACGUUUAAUGAAAGAAAUCUAUUCUGC